Lolium perenne is the source of this 879-nucleotide messenger RNA. Its product is annotated as dirigent protein 15-like. Lineage: Eukaryota; Viridiplantae; Streptophyta; Magnoliopsida; Poales; Poaceae. The record is from RefSeq and is a predicted model, not a curated record.
CACCAUUACUCCUUUAAAUAAAUUCCAAAACGCAUGCAUUUGAUCUUCGCAUACCUACAAAAGCUGCGUAUCAAACCUUGUUUUUAUCCAUUCCACCAAACCAAGAUUCAGUUCAAAGCAAACGACACCAUGGGAACUCCAUCCCUGCUCGCCGUUCUGAUCCUCAUCGUCCUCGUCUCCCUCCAACGCGACGCCGCCGCUGCCACCACUCGCGUCCACCACCACCACCCGUUCGGCCGGGAGAAGAUCACCACCCUCCGCUUCUACCUGCACGACACCCUCAGCGGCAAGGACCCGACGGCCGUCCUUGUGGCGCACGGCGCCAACGCCACGUCGAGGCCCGGCGACCCGACGCCCUUCGGCUCCGUGUACGCCACCGACGACGUGCUCACGGAGGGGCCCGAGAGGGCGUCCAGGGUGGUCGGGAGCGCGCAGGGCCUGUACGUGUCCUCGGGGAAGGACGGGCGGCUGUCGCUCGUCAUGGGCAUGGACUUCGAGUUCUCGGACUACAACGGCAGCUCCUUCGUCGUCUUCUCGCGGAACCCGGUCACCAACGACCACAGGGAGCUCGCCGUCGUCGGCGGCCGCGGCAAGUUCCGCAUGGCGCGCGGCUUCGCGGUGCUCCGGACGCACUACCUCGACACCGGCAACGGGGACGCCAUCAUAGAGUACAACGUCACUCUCCUGCACUACUGAUCGAUCUAUAGUGUUCUGUUUGUUCGUUUUGGGUCUCAUUCUUCUGCGGUGCUCGCAUGAUUGAGCUGCCAUUUUAUUUCUCUGUUUGUGUACCGUUUACAGAGGCGAUGUGUAAUCUAUUCCUAUCAUUAAGCAAUCCAUUAAGACCUCGUUGAUUCAGUGUAUCGUAAAAUGGCAGAAAUA